Molecule: messenger RNA, 3096 nt
Organism: Candoia aspera
Lineage: Eukaryota; Metazoa; Chordata; Lepidosauria; Squamata; Candoiidae
Gene: SLC17A6
Product: solute carrier family 17 member 6
Exons: 12
Coding region: 841-2589 (582 amino acids)
Biological process (GO): regulation of synapse structure or activity; monoatomic anion transport; transmembrane transport
Cellular component (GO): excitatory synapse; synaptic vesicle membrane
Molecular function (GO): L-glutamate transmembrane transporter activity; neurotransmitter transmembrane transporter activity
Source: RefSeq, a predicted model, not a curated record
GGUGGAGGAAAGCUUCCGAUUGCACUCUCCGUGGUGCUGAAAGCAAUCCAGAGGACACUGUAUUGACGAGGCGCUGUUGAUGGUGCUGAAUUCUCUGGGGUGGGGGGAACAGGCUGAACAGGAGGUAGAGGAGAGUCACCCAUUUGCGCUCCGUGUGAUCCUCCCACAUUUACUUUAAUUUACUCUUUCCAGACCUGGAGGAAGUGGCUGAUGUAUUGCACACAAAUAAUGAAAUGCUAGUGCUGCUUCCGUGCCAGAGUAUGUAGCACAGUUAUCAGGGAUUCACCCACACUGGUGUGAGGUGAGCACUGGUAAGGAUUCUAUGCAUAUGGGAUUUAUUGUCGUUGACGACGCUCUACCUCUACAUACAGAACCAUAGCAAAAUAAUCCACACCAGAUCAGGAUUAUAUUUAUGUUAGACUUUCAGUCAAGGCUCUUUCAAAGUACCAAUGGCUUCACUUGUCAUUUUGCUAGUGGAUUCGUCACCUCUGAGAGGACCUUUUAGUUCAGUCUCACAACUUCUGUUCUUUUAAGAAACACAUGGGCUUCAGGUAGACACUCAAUCGCCUCUUUUUUCUGGCUCUAUUUCCUCCUCACCCACAGAUAUACACCUACAGUGUCUCUCUCCUCUCUCACACACACUUUCCCUUAUACACACGCAGGCACGCACAGACGUACACACACACACACACACACACACACACACGAAGACUUAGACUCAUCUUUUUAUCUGGAUGAACAACAGUAUUUUGUGGAAAAAAGUUUGAUAUGGAACCAAUAUGAUCCAUCUUCAAGGUCUGUAAGGGCACCCUUGUCAACCUGGUGAAAAUCUCUACAGGAAUGGAGUCGGUAAAACAAAGGAUUCUGAACCCUGGGAAGGAGAGGCUGAAAAAUCUUGCUGGGAAGUCACUUGGUCAGAUCUACAGAGUCCUAGAGAAAAAGCAAAAGACCGAGGACAACAUCGAGCUGACGGAAGAUGGGAAACCCUUGGACGUGCCCGGGAAGAAAGGGCCGUUGUGCGACUGCACCUGCUUCGGGUUACCCCGGCGAUACAUCAUCGCCAUCAUGAGCGGGCUGGGUUUCUGCAUCUCCUUUGGAAUCCGCUGUAACCUGGGAGUAGCCAUCGUGGACAUGGUCAACAACAGCACCAUCCACCGAGGAGGGAAAAUCAUCAAAGAGAAAGCGAAGUUCAACUGGGACCCGGAAACAGUUGGCAUGAUCCACGGCUCCUUUUUCUGGGGGUAUAUAAUCACGCAGAUCCCCGGGGGCUAUAUUUCAUCCAGGCUGGCAGCUAACAGGGUCUUUGGUGCAGCGAUCCUAUUGACAUCCACCCUCAACAUGUUAAUACCGUCUGCUGCUCGAGUGCAUUUUGGAUGUGUCAUCUUUGUUAGAAUCUUGCAAGGUUUGGUUGAGGGUGUAACUUAUCCAGCUUGCCAUGGAAUAUGGAGCAAGUGGGCUCCUCCUUUAGAGAGAAGUAGACUAGCAACUACAUCUUUCUGUGGAUCCUAUGCAGGUGCAGUCAUUGCAAUGCCAUUGGCUGGGAUUUUAGUGCAAUAUACAGGAUGGUCUUCUGUGUUCUAUGUGUAUGGAAGUUUUGGCAUUGUCUGGUAUAUGUUUUGGCUUUUGGUGUCAUAUGAGAGCCCUGCAAAGCACCCUACAAUUACAGAUGAGGAGCGCAGAUACAUAGAAGAAAGUAUUGGAGAAAGUGCCAAUCUUCUAGGAGCAAUGGAAAAAUUCAAAACUCCAUGGAGAAAAUUUUUUACUUCUAUGCCUGUCUAUGCAAUCAUUGUUGCAAACUUCUGUAGAAGUUGGACUUUUUAUCUGCUCCUUAUUAGUCAACCUGCUUACUUUGAAGAGGUGUUUGGAUUUGAAAUAAGUAAGGUGGGAAUGCUGUCUGCACUGCCACAUUUAGUGAUGACUAUUAUUGUGCCUAUUGGGGGACAAAUUGCAGACUUUCUAAGGAGCAGGCAAAUUCUUUCAACCACUACUGUCAGGAAGAUAAUGAACUGUGGAGGCUUUGGAAUGGAAGCAACUCUUCUCUUGGUAGUUGGAUAUUCUCAUAGUAGAGGUGUGGCCAUUUCCUUCCUCGUCCUUGCUGUGGGGUUCAGUGGAUUUGCUAUAUCUGGAUUCAAUGUCAAUCAUUUAGAUAUUGCUCCUAGGUAUGCCAGUAUCUUAAUGGGGAUUUCAAAUGGAGUUGGAACAUUGUCUGGGAUGGUGUGCCCUAUAAUUGUUGGAGCAAUGACAAAAAACAAGACACGCGAGGAAUGGCAGUCUGUCUUCCUUAUUGCUGCUUUGGUCCAUUAUGGGGGAGUCAUAUUCUAUGGGAUAUUUGCUUCAGGAGAGAAACAACCAUGGGCAGACCCUGAACAGACAAGUGAAGAAAAAUGUGGCUUCAUUCAUGAAGAUGAACUUGAUGAAGAAACGGGGGACAUUACUCAGAAUUAUGUAAAUUAUGGUACCACUAAAUCUUAUGGUGCUACAACCCAGAUUAAUGGUGGCUGGCCAGACGGCUGGGAGAAGAGAGAAGAAUUUGUACAAGAAGAAGCACAAGACUCAUAUAGUUAUAAGGAAGGAGAAGAUUAUUCAUAACAGGCCUAUGUUGGGUAUAUUUUGUAGUGUUUGUGAUUUAUUCAUUGUGAUUGUUUACGCACGCGUGCACCACACACACAGACACAAAUGUGACAUAAACAUGUAAACACAUAUUGGACAAGAAGGUCUUACUGUAAAACCAAGAAAUAAUACCAUUCAAGUGCAAUCUGUAUGAGUUUGUAACAUUUCACCACUUCCAUUUGGGUGUCUCCAUUCUAUAGAGUUUUAAGGGUUAUCUGGUCAAAACUACACAGGAAACUAGGUCUUUGCAGUAUAAAUGAGUGGAAAGCUCAUAACUAAGGAAAAGCACAACUACCAUCCAAGUUGGGACAUCAGCUGUUCAGUUUAGAAAGCCAAAACUUCUUGAUCAUUUAAAAAUGCACUUACAUACUUGUUACACUGUAUUGAAAGAGAUCAUAACAUUGAUUGUGUGGAGGUUUACUUGGUACAAUGUAAGAAAUGUAUGGUUGAUCAAAACUGAGGAUUUUUUAUAGAGUAAGACUUCUG